Mytilus californianus (California mussel) is the source of this 1216-nucleotide messenger RNA. RefSeq names its product schlafen-like protein 1. The record is from RefSeq and is a predicted model, not a curated record. Lineage: Eukaryota; Metazoa; Mollusca; Bivalvia; Mytilida; Mytilidae. The coding region runs from base 473 to 982 and encodes 169 amino acids. The transcript is spliced from 4 exons.
UCUGCUCUAUAGAGCUAUAUGACGAUGAAACCGGAAAUAAGAUGCUUCAUAGAUAAUUUACAAAAUGUUCUUAUCGUCGCUGGUCUGUACAGCUACAUGUAUUAUAACUCUAUGAAGACGGUGGUGACAUCUUAAUCUAACAAAACAUUUUGAUAAAAAGGAUCUUUAUUUUGACAUGUCUACCAGCAAUCAUAAAGUAAUAAUAAGAAAUAUUACGAAUAGUAGAAUCAUCAGUGAUUCCAAUUUAAAGGAUUCAAUAUUUGAAUUACUAAACAUGUGCAAAAAUAUUUAUACUUUGAGGAACUGUAUAAAAAUAAAGAAGGAAAAGAAGCAGAGGUAUGCUGUAAUUCUUCUAAGAAAUCCAAACGAAGUUUUUGAAGUAUUAGACCGCUUAAAGAACCGGCGAAGCAGGAACUCCCUUGGAUUCGAUUUUUAGACACUAGCUGAUAAAGAUGUAGACAUCGACGUUGAGAUGGAAUUGCCUGGAAGAUACUAUCGAAAAGGUCAACAUAUAGGCAGAGAUACUAGACAAAUGGAAUUCAAACUUGGUGGAGGAGAUUAUGUCAAAAAAUAUUUGAGGGAAGAUGUUCUUAAGUAUGUAUGUGGGUAUUUAAACGGAAGAACCAAAGGAACUCUGUUCAUUGGUGUAGAUGAUGAUGGUCAUGUUGUUGGUGUCAAUUGUGAUGAAGAGGAUAAGAUUCGUCGAGAGUAUAUCGACCAAAGCAUCAGAGCAAUAAAACCACCUGUCGAUAAUAAGGACUAUAACGUAGAGUUUAUUCCCGUGGAAGCGAAUGGAAAAUUAAGAGCCAAUUGUAAAGUAAUUGAAAUAACAGUCUACAAGAAAAAACAACUCAACAGACUUUUUGACAGUAAAGGUCACGUGUAUAUGAGACGUGAAGGUAGUGUAUCAGAUUUUACUGCAGCUGAAGUACAAGAUUGGAUUUUUCAGAACCGUCCAGCGAAAAAGUGCACUUUGCUAUGAUAUUCAGAUAUCAAAAGAACAGUAUUUGGUUGGAUACCAACGUGCUUUCGACUACCACUAACUGUUCCUCCAGUACACAAUAGGAUCUUAAUCAAUUGCAAGAAACUAUCUUUAUUUUGAAAUGAUCUCAUUAUGUCAGGGUAAUAAAACCAUCAUCUGUAUAUGUCACAAAUAUACAUGAAUGCUCUUUCGUUUUAGUUAAUUAAGAAAUCCUAAAAAAAUCUAAAUUGAUAA